AUGCAAGCACGACGCCCUCCGAGAUGUCGUCUUGCACGCAACUGUCAGGCAAUUUCGGCGGCUUCCGAGGGAAUAUGGAUCACCGACCGGGUUCUUGCCAAUGCCAUGGAGCGCUAUUUCUCCGUGUCUCAGGCAGUCAUGUCGCGGCGGCAAGCGAGCUCCGUGCCCGGCCCAAUGGAGGCCCGUCGACGACUCGGCAAGAGACAGAUGACCGACGCCUUCCAGGUGCACCCAUCGCCGCCUCCGUGGGCCUUUGAAUUUCCGAUGGACCUUUCGAAAUGGCGUUGGGAGCCACCUGCCCUGGGCAACAUGUUCCGAGAUCCAACACGCAAGACUUCAUCCGCGAACUCGCCCCCUUCGACACAACACAAGGAGCCUCCUGAUAAACUGUUUAGUCCGCGUUUGGUACCUGGUAGUCCAUCCUCAAGGGCUGAUUUUGCAACCUACCUCGGCGCCCCAGCAACUGCGAUGAACCCCCCUGGACCAUCAGCUACUUGGUCAUUCCCGAAUACACACCACCCUGCCCCGCCAGUCAGAAUGGACACACCCAUGAAGAAUCUUGAUCCCAUUAGUAUAUACGAUAUGAGGGGCUCUGAUGUAUUGAAUACGGACAAAAGAAAGGAGCGCUGCGUUAACUGGCAAACGAGUAUUAUCGACCAAAGCAGCCAGACCACCGUUUUCCUGGAGGAUGUCUUGAGCCUCCAAACCGUCGUUUGCACCUUGUCACAUGAGUCGGUGUACAAGAAAUUUCACACCUGCACUGGUGCAUUUUCUGAUUAUCUCAGACUCGGUCUCCUCUCGUAUGCCGAGGCCCAGGUCGCCAUUGUUUACCUCGCGCAGGCACUGCAAAAAUACGCCGACGUAUGCACAAAGCCGCAAAAAGCUCGCAGGCUGGCCUUUUACGUUUACUCUGUCCUGAUUCGAAGCGUCGUUAGCAACCAAGCCCUUCUACUUGAGUUGGAAGCAGGCAGGCUAGAUGGCUUUUGGGACCCCAUUUUGGAAGGAAUCGGCAGAAUGGCAACCAAAGGGUUGGUGACACCAUAUGUCUUGUUGAGACAUGUCAUGACGACACCAGGGAUCAAGCAGACAGCACAUGUCUCUGCAAUCCUUAGGAAACUUGCAGCAUCAUGGGUCGAGGAGUCGGAGACGAGGAACGCCGCAACCAUGAAGAGAAACGAGAUCUCGGGCUAUUGGAAACUUCGGCUGCCAUCGGUUGCUGUACGGAAAAAUCCUGAUAGACAAGAUCCACUUGCUAUGACUGCACUGGUUGAGACUUGCUGCCAAGAGUUCGACUUUUACCUGGCCAGAAUGUCUGUCUUAACGACAGUUAAACAAGGCUCGGUCGCAUCAUCACUUCAACUUGUUGACGAUGCAUCCAUGUCUUUGCGGGCUGCGGAGCGCGCUUUGAACUACGCACGUGUUGGCCUCUUGUCAUGCGUCGAUCAGUUGCGCGCCUGGAUGGUCGCCAACUCGAUUCGGGAGUAUGACAAUGUAACCGCCGACAAGUUGGUACAAGCAUCCGAGAAAGCUAUUUGUGCCCGUGCCGAAACACGCCCGCAAGGCACCCGCAUUGCACUGCACGGGUGGCUUGCAGUACUCAGCCACAUGCCUCAGAUUCGACAAAAAUAUCUUCUCCAAGCCGCGGAUCGUGUGGAGAGACUUGGAUAUGGACUUCCUACAUCAGAACUGUACAUGUUGCUCCUGAAUAAAUGGUAUAGUCAGGGCAAGUUGACAAAUGCCGGGGUGGCAUUGAUCGAAAAACGCAUGUGCCAAAGCACAGGAGAUAGCAGCGUUGGCUACCUACUGGAAGCUGUUGCUUACGUCGAGAAGUUUGCGCCGCACAGCCUCAGGGCUCCUCUCACAGUAUUUUAUACCAGCAUAUGGACGACAGCACGGGUCACUGGUGAUGAAAAGCAUAUCAUCCCUGCCCUAGCGAGACUGAAGAAAAAAGGCAGGUCUUUGAGAGACUCGUGUUUGAAUACACUAGCCCAUAUAGUGUCGACUGGGCAUUCUCCUGAGGCUACUCUAGGGGAUGACGUGCGCGGCCUCGUUCUCGGGGCAGAUACACUUCAAGCUUCAAAGGCACGGCAAGCUCCAACUCCCUCAGAAACAGACGUUAUUAGAAGAAUGGCAGAAUCUCAUAGACCUGGAGAUAUUUUUGCGGACUUGGGUGUGCCCCUGGGCGGGCGUCAGUCUGAAUGGGUAGAGCGAAGCAUGCGUAUGCGCCGGGACCAUCGAUUCCAGAUAUCUAGCCGAAAGGCGGCACUCAUUGCCGAGUGUAGCGUCGUCCUCAGCAACCCAGGCCAUCCGAGGAGUAGCGCAGCAUUCCGCUACGUCAACCAUUGUGUUCUCGUUCUCCUGCGCGAUGGGCGCCACAGAGAAGAGUUGGCAUUGGCCAUCCAAUCUCUGUUUCGAGUGGCGACCAGAAACCUACACCGGGGCCUAAAAGCGAACCCCGGGCGGCUCACUUGGAUCACAUGGUUAGUGGCACAUCUUGAGGGUAGCGAGUCCGGGGAGAAAGUCCGACAGGCACUUCUGAGGUGGAUGAGCCACAAUGAUCAGAAGUGGAGGGAGUAUAAUAAGGCAGCCAUAAGUAGCCAAUGCGCAGUGGCAGAUGGUUAA
Molecule: messenger RNA, 2622 nt
Organism: Pyricularia grisea
Lineage: Eukaryota; Fungi; Ascomycota; Sordariomycetes; Magnaporthales; Pyriculariaceae
Exons: 1
Coding region: 1-2622 (873 amino acids)
Source: RefSeq, a predicted model, not a curated record